This is a messenger RNA of Fusarium proliferatum ET1, 1530 nucleotides long. RefSeq lists its product as uncharacterized. Lineage: Eukaryota; Fungi; Ascomycota; Sordariomycetes; Hypocreales; Nectriaceae. The transcript is spliced from 2 exons. Bases 1 to 1530 code for a protein of 509 amino acids. The record is from RefSeq and is a predicted model, not a curated record.
AUGUGUGUUGGUUCGCAGUUGUCUGUACAGAGCUGGCUCGCUAUCGCCGGCAUUCAAUUUUCGCUUCUCAGCUCCAUACUACUGCCCCGUAUAUCAUCGAUAGCACUUUCCAAGUGUUUUACAAAAACUGCCGAAACCACAGGAAUGCGACUAGAUUGUCUGCUUAAUUCUCUCUCGUCAGCCCCGCUCUCCGCUCAACUCCGGGGGUCGAAGAAGGCCAUCCUCCUCCGAUGUCUAGCGUUUCUGCUCGCAGCACUCGUGAGCAUUCUUUACAAGUUCUCUUUCGUUAAUGUUAAUGCAGGAGGCAUGCUUGCAAUUCCGAAAGGGGAUACCUACUACAAUUACAACUCGGACGGCUAUCCUGAUGCCGACACCAGCUAUACUGAAAUCGGCGAGUCGGACAUGCCUCGGGAGUACAACUAUGCUUUGGGAGACGGGGUCCCGUCCAACGUACUCUCGGCAAACCUCAUUGACUUCAUUUCUGUCAACAAUGGGUCCGUGAUGGUCGUGAGCGACCCGGGCAAGGCCUUUGAGCAUAGGCAAACCACGGAUCUAAUCGUAGGCCCAAAGGUGAAUGCGACAAGACUCACAAGAGUCAUCAAUGGGACUGUUCAGUCAUGUAACCCCUUACUAUACCUUCGAAGCUCGUUCCAUGUCCUGCGCGCAAUUGGCGACUUUGAGGCUAUCAAGUGGCUUCUUGUUGAAUCAACGCCAUAUAACAACGGGGUACGAAUCGACUAUACGCCCUGGAACUCAACCACCUUUGAUGGGGGCAUCAUGGACAUUACCUCCUUGACCAAUGGAUCCAUACAGGCUUGGAUCGUCGGGCAUCCACUUGCCUCCCAGCGACAAGCGGGCAAUGAGGGCAUCUACGACUACCGAGUUAUCGUCGAUAUGCGAUACUGUUAUGGUUAUAUCAGCUGGUCAAACUCGGUUACUUAUGGUCAUUUUGCAAUAGAGGAGCCAACUGAUAUUCAAUGUCACAUUAACCCUUUCAAUGUGGCUACUUGGAACAAGACAAAGUGGGCAUUCAACGCAAGAACUUUCAUGCAGGCAGCCCUUGCUGGAAAGACGAUUGACGACAGUUUCUGGAUAACUGCGCUGCCCUUGAUUCCGAUUGUUAAUGAUCACUCGUCUAUCCACAGAGAUUUUCGCCCCCCGACAACGCGGAAUCCACGGUGUAGCACCAUCGCUUUAGACUCAUUUGCAACUUCUGAGGGUGUAAUAAGGGCUUCGAAGACCGGCAUGGCGGCUCUAGGAAUGGCACUACAGGGGCUGGUAAUCGUGGCGGCCAUUGUGGCCCUAUGCUUGAUUAUCUGGCCAAGGCUCCCACUACUUACAGAGUGGCCUGCACAGUGGCUUGCAUUGGCAGAAGGUUUAGAUCAUGCUGUAGUAAAGGAAGCAGUGAAAGGAGGGGUAACAGCGUCUAGUGUUGAGUCUAGCGCUGUCGUCAUAGUCGUCUUGGCGCGUUGGCUUGGCCAGCACGACUGUGUCGGGAGAAGACAUAGUGUGGUCUUCAUGAACAUUUGA